Colius striatus (speckled mousebird) is the source of this 4119-nucleotide messenger RNA. RefSeq names its product leucine rich repeat neuronal 4 (gene LRRN4). The transcript is spliced from 5 exons. NCBI's taxonomy places the organism in Eukaryota, Metazoa, Chordata, Aves, Coliiformes, Coliidae. The coding region runs from base 466 to 2829 and encodes 787 amino acids. The record is from RefSeq and is a predicted model, not a curated record. Gene Ontology annotation, molecular function: protein binding.
GUUAGCAAAGAAGCACAUUAAAUCCUCUCCCUUCCUCCAUGUCAGUGGAAGACGUGUUUGUUGGGGCUACAGACAUUGAUCUUUUCCCUUUACCCCCCUCUGCUUAGACACAGCCAGACAGAGCAGUCCUGCCUGUUGGGAAACUAGAGCCCUCCCGCCCACCUCCUGCUAGGGCCAAGGGAGCGGGAAAGCUGCCUGCAGCCACCCCCUCUCCCAGCAGGGGAAAGCUGGAUGCGGGGGGGAGCGAGUUUGGAACAAACCUCGCCUGCGUUUGUGGGCAGAGCUGCGAGCAGGGAAAGCUGGGAACAGAAAAGAGGCAAUUCACGCUCUCGGCUGAGUCACCGAAGUGUAUAAAAUCAAGGCCAGGCAAUCGGACCCAGGCAGAGCAGACACACGAGGCAUCAAGACUUCUGGGCAGAAACCCAUCAGAUAUUGCAAGUUAAUCAUAGACCACUUAGAAGAAGAAUGGUUUUAGGCUUGCUCAUCCUCUCUCUGCUGGUGAGAAACACAGCAUCCAGCCUGGUGAGCAGAGCAGAGCCUGCAGCAUCCAGGGAUGUCACCACCUUUUUCCAGCUGGCUCAGGAAGACUCUUGGGAGAAUGUGAAUCUCACCAGCAUGUCCUGUGAGGAUCGAAAGAACAAGACCUGGAUCACUCUGCAGCUGAGCAACAGCAGCCUGACAGCUUUCCCCGUCUGCCUCCCGGAGGCUCUGGAGACCUUGGAUCUCAGCAACAACCUCUUAGAAGAAGUGAAUGGCACAGAGAUAGCAAACCUCCCGCGAUUGCGUGUCCUCUCCCUGAGACAGAACCACCUCCAGGCAGUUAGAUGGGGAUCUGAAGCCCUCAGCAGUCUCCUUUUCCUGGACUUAAGCUUUAAUAAACUGUCAUCUGUGCCAUCAUGCCACAACACUUCCCUGCCUAACUUGAAGUGGUUGUCUCUAGCUGGAAAUCCACUGCUUGAAAUCCAGCCGCUGGCUUUUUCCUGUUACCCUCGGCUACAGUUUCUGAACCUCUCUGCAACUCUCCUUGGGCAGGAUGACAGCAGAGGAAUUAGGGAGUCUGCUUUUGCCAUCAGUGCAUCUCCCCAUGAGGACAUGAACAAGCCUGGAAACAACAUCAACAUGCUUGAUCUGAGCAGGACCUUUCUUGAGAAAAUUCAACAGGAGUGGACCAGAGACUUGACCAACCUCAGAUCACUUCACUUGACAAAGAUGUCACGAUUAAGAAGCCUCGAUACUGACUUCUUGAAGUCCAUGCCUGGCCUCCGAGAGCUGAACUGUCAAGACUCCCACUCACUGAGCUUUGUGAGGACUGAAAUGUUUGACAGUGCUCCUCAUCUGAGACUCCUCUCAUUUGAGAACUGUAACCUGAGUUCCUUUAAUCCUUGGAAUACCAAUUCAUCAGACAGCCUCAUCGUCAUCAACUUGUAUGGAAAUCCUAUGUUAUGUGACUGCCAGCUCUCCUGGCUGCUCUCCAGGCCCAACAAAGUUGUGCUGCAAAGGGAUCAAGAGACUUUUUGCAACACAAUCCAGGAAGAAUGGGGCAGACCUUCAACAUCUUUUUCAUUGCCAGAGCUCUAUGAUAAAUGCCAAUCUGUGAGAAAUGUUAUGCUACCCGAUUCAAACACAACCUCUUCUGAAAACAGUCCUCUCAGCCUUACCAGUUACAAUGCCACUACUGUCAUAACAACAACAGACUCUGCUCUGCUAACCAAAGACACUUAUACCAGCUCCCCAGUUCAGAGGAAUCUCAUGAGCACGACAGCAGGCAACCCAACUGAGCUGAUGCUUACAAAGGCCAACAGUUCCUCCCACAAGGAGGCAGUGUCUGAGUCCACGAGCAAUCUUCCUUCCUUGGCAUCCUCAACCACCUCCCUGGGUUUUCUCCAAGAGCUCCACAGUCAACCCUCAGAUUAUGGUUCCACGAGUCAAACUGAAACAGAUCAGCUAAAGGGAGAGCUCAGGACAACAGAUGCAAGCUUUUCCCAGGAAGGCCCAAUUAACCAUCCCACUCGUGAUUAUUCUACUAGAGCAACAGGAAACCUCAAUGCCACUGACCAUUCCAUCCACUCUUUUGCCACUCCCACUGGGGAAGGUACACCACAUACGAGCCUUCUGCAGCUGAACUCCACGAGGACCAAUGCUCGGCCAAAGCCCGCAUCUACCAGAUCACUGAUUCACUAUGUAGAUGAAUACGAUUACGAUGAACAGUCAACUAAAAUCCCACUGCAACAGGAAUACACAUCCUGUGACUACAACCCCUGCAGGCAUCUUCAGAAGCCAUGCAGUGAACUUCAGCGUGUAUCCCAAUGUUUAUGCCCUGGCAUGUCACAGGAAGAUGAGGUUCCAGAUCCACCAAGGCUGAGAGAGGUGUCUGAAGUUACAGACAGCUCUGCACAGAUACACUGGUGCGCCCCAAAUUCAGUUGUUCGCACCUACGAGCUGAUGCUUUAUGCCCAAGGCAACGAGGACAGACAGUUUGUUCUGGACAAUAUUUAUUCCACGGCAAGGCAGCACACUCUGUAUAAUCUGUUACCAUACACCACUUACCACAUUUGUGUGACUGCUUGGAACAAAGCAGGGUCAAGCCAGUCAACAGGUCAGGCAAUUCCAGGUAAUUCAUGUACAAGAUUUGAAACAAAACCAAGCUACAAGUCUGUCUUUGCUGCUCUGUGUGCAGCAAGUGGUCUGUUUCUCAUUUCCACAAUUAUUUUGUCUGUGUGUCUGUGUAGGGCAUGUAAAAAACCUCAGAGUGAGCAAUACGGUACACACUUAGUCUCUUAUAAGAAUCCAGCAUUUGAUUAUCCGUUAAAACUACAAACCGCUAAUUAGUUCUAGGUGACUGUUCUACACAUUCAAAGCUCACUGUCUCUUUCGCUGUGGUAUGUUUUCUUAAGACUUCCAAAAUGUCCUUCAGCAAAACAAUGAAACAUCAGACUUCAUAACCCUUAUGCUUCUAAGGGAGAGAAAAACACACAAAAAACCCCUAAAAAAGCAAUAAUGACGGCAGUCAAACAAAAACGCCUUUGGACUCUUGCUCCUGUGAUAAGCAGCAGCAAACCUGGACACUAAUGCUGAAAAGUUGUUUUUAUAAUCACCUACAAAUGUAGCAGCAUGCAUUUCACAUGGUGAUGGACUGCUUUGUCAGCCAUCUGCCUCCAGCAUCUCUCACAGAGACAGUCCACUAAGAGCCAUAAUCCAAGAUGCGUCUAGCUAAAGAAGACAGACAUUGCUUUUAUUCUCAAGUGAAGCUGGGUUUUCAAUUUCUUUUAAUGGCCAUGUGGAGAUAUUAUCCAAAAAGAUAGUAUGACUGGAAGUCACGGGAGAAAGGUCUCCUCAAUCUCAGUGGCAAGAUGCUGCGCAGAUCUAAUUCUACUAAAUAACUCCAGUGACUGCAACUGCUCAGCUCAACUUCAGGAAAAGGAAACAGGGAGACUAAUGGUUAAAAAAAGGACAGUGCAGUAUCCUUAGGGCAGAGGUAGUUGUUUUGUUCUGACUAUGUAUAACACUAUGUAUAACACAAGUGAGGCUCCCAGGCACUAUCACAAUACCAAUAUACAGACAGUGAGGGGUUUACAGCACUGCAGUAACCCACCGAAGGGGGGGAGUACAUUUGCCUCACUUUUUUUUUAAGCAGAAAUGUUUGCUCAGACCCAUCUACAGAUUUAUCAGGCUGAUGAUUUACCUCAUACAGAGGCAAAGAGCCAAGUCAUGAAACAAUGUGUAUGUUGCUGAGAUCUGAAGAACUGAAAUCCCAUCCACUAGCAGCAAAGUACACAACCAUUUUUCAAAUGUACAUUUGGGUGCUCAUUUCUGCUACAAAAAUAAUAAGAGAUGCUGAGAAUCCAAGUUCUUCAUCAGCCUUUAGCUUGCUAUUACAAUUCAAAAUGAUGUUUCUGCAAGAAGAGGUGUUUCUCCUCACCAAAUCAAAUACUUCCUACUCAGACACCUAUACGUUUGUGUUCCUGCUGCUCUACACUGCUAUGUAGAUACAAUAUGUCAAAUCCCCACAGAUCUCAGAGAGUGACAUAACAGUGUAAAAGAGUCUCUUAUCUUGUCUAUUUUGUGUGGUAUUUUUUUAAAUGCUUCCAGUAUUAAUAGAAAUAAAAUGUACAGAGUUGA